CACCACCCACCACCAUCGCUCCCCCACACCCCCGUUUCCCGCCAUUCAGGGGUGAAGGGGGCGUGGCUCGAUCAAGCCCCGCCUCCCUGCGCGGCGUUGCGGCGUGACGCAGGCGCGCACGGCCAGUGCCGAGUGACCUUCAGCGGCGGUUGGUCGUGGUUCGGACCCGCUCCGAUCUUCAGCGCUCCUCAGCCCUCACCUCGCCUCCGCCGCCGCCAUGCCGAGGGGCGGCCGCAGCCGCACGUCCCGCGUGGCGCCCCCCGCCAGUCGGGCGCCACAAAUGAGAGCUCCAGCACCGGCGCCUGUCCCAGCGGCGGCGCCGGCCUCUGCUGUGGCGGCUCCUGCGCCGAAGCAGCCCGGUCUGAUGGCACAGAUGGCUACAACUGCUGCUGGAGUGGCCGUAGGCUCUGCUGUUGGCCAUACCAUAGGUCAUGCGCUGACGGGAGGAUUUGGUGGAGGAAGCAGCUCUGAAGCUGCGAGGCCUGAUAUUACUUACCAGGAGCCGCAGGCAGCUCAGCCUGCCUACCAGCAGCAGCAGCAGCAGCAGCAGUUUGCUCCUUGCCAGUAUGAAAUGAAGCAAUUCCUGGAGUGUGCCCAGAACCAGACUGACCUCAAGCUGUGCGAGGGCUUCAGUGAGGUGCUGAAGCAGUGCAGGUUUGCUAACGGCUUAGCCUAAGCCUUCAGAACCAGGCUGCUGAAGACCAUCUUGGAAGAAUUGACCUGUGAAUGGAGAAGAAGCUUCGAUAAUAAAGCCUAAAGUUGAUAUCUUCUUAGUUCAUAUAUUCACACUCUUGUUCUCCUUGUGGCUUGAUUCCUGCCAUAGCCUCUACAGAUGUGCUACAACUUACAGCCGCCAAUUAAUUUAGCACAAAAUGGAAGAGUGAAUAAAGUGGAAUGAGCUAACUUGUGUUUACUGGUUUGCUGAUGGUUGUGUUGAAUGUAAGUGACAUGGUGUAUAAAUAAACUUCUCUCUCUGCUCUGAUGUGAA
Messenger RNA from Strigops habroptila (Kakapo), 988 nucleotides. It is a transcript of the gene CHCHD2, whose product is annotated as coiled-coil-helix-coiled-coil-helix domain containing 2. NCBI's taxonomy places the organism in Eukaryota, Metazoa, Chordata, Aves, Psittaciformes, Psittacidae. Gene Ontology annotation, cellular component: mitochondrion; nucleus. The record is from RefSeq and is a predicted model, not a curated record. The transcript has 4 exons. Gene Ontology annotation, biological process: positive regulation of transcription by RNA polymerase II; mitochondrion organization. Gene Ontology annotation, molecular function: sequence-specific DNA binding. The coding region runs from base 218 to 676 and encodes 152 amino acids.